This is a messenger RNA of Drosophila grimshawi, 1437 nucleotides long. RefSeq lists its product as uncharacterized. NCBI's taxonomy places the organism in Eukaryota, Metazoa, Arthropoda, Insecta, Diptera, Drosophilidae. The record is from RefSeq and is a predicted model, not a curated record. The coding region runs from base 56 to 1198 and encodes 380 amino acids. The transcript has 2 exons.
GCAAUUGACAAUUGACAAUCGCUAGUGAAUUAAAAAAAUAAGGAAAGCAAGCAAGAUGAUGGAGAAUCUUAACGACGAUUGCCAAUUGAAGAUUAUUGGCUAUUUGAAACUGGAAGACCAACAAGCUCUGUAUGAAGCAACAGAAAACUUAUCAAGUCGAUUGAACAGCAAUAUAAUCUAUGCCUGGCAGCACAAAACUGAAUAUGUCCUAAAUCCCAAAGUGCUCAAUGAAAAUCUCAACCAACUGGAGAUAUUUCUACGCAGCAUUGCUCCAACGAUACAAAGUAUUGAUCUGAUGGAUGUCACGUUAAAGUUGAUGGCACCUUGGGUGGGUCACAGAUUCCCGAGCGUUCGAGAGUUGAGUUACGAGCUGAAUCCUGAUGAUGAUUGGGUAAAAGCACAGAAACUGUUAGUGGAACUGUUCCCAGGGGUGAGUUCUGCUUGUCCAAGAGGAAAGGUUAAUUACAAUGUCGCUGCCGAAUGGAUACAGUUGCGCAAGCUCGACUUAACCGAUAGUUGGGAUAUAAAUAAAACAGAAAUUAGUCAGCUCACGAUGCUGGAAGAGUUGAUAAUUUGUGCACUUGUGCCAUCUGGAGAUCCAUUUGUGACCAGUGUGGCUAGUUUGCCCAGGCUUCAGGUGCUGAGCUUCAUUACAAAUGGCGCUCAAUUUACCCCUGGAGCAUUUAUGAAUAGUAUUCUAGAUUUGCGUUGUCUGGAUAUAGAGGAGCUUGUAUUUAGUGACUCGAUUUCUGAUUGCGAUCUGGCCAAACUCCAACAGGUUAAGAAUUUGCACAAGUUAACACUUUCCGAAGAAGAUGACUUUCAACUUGAUAGUCUGCAAUCUUUAGUCUCUGCUUUGCCUGUAUUGGAACAAUUGCAUGUGAUUGAUUGCCAAUUUUGGUGCAACGAGAAUGAUCUUUGGCAAACCAUCGACAUCUGUCCAUCUCUCAAAGUGUUAAACAUAACAGGCUUUCACUUAUAUGACCAUUUCUUUGGCCAAAGUCGACGUUUCAUGGAGAAUGUGUUAAGAAAGCGUUCUACUCCUUUGACUCUACACUGGCAUGAUACUGGCAAUAAUGAGAAUUUGAUUCGUCAAUGCUUUCAACAUUGUAAUUUGAAACUUUCUUUUGAGUCCUUAAGUAGGGAUAUAAUCCCGCUCAAUUCUGUUCAAAUAAAACUUGUGCCUUUGAAGAAGUGAUAUUUGCAAUAAUUGUUACGUUUCACCAAAAGUAAUUAAUUGAAAUUGCUAAAUUUGUUUACUUACAAUAAAUAUUUUUGAAAGAUAUUUAUUUAUAAGAAUAAAUAAUGAAUAAAUGUACAUGAUUUAAUCGACUUUUCAGAAUCUAUGUUAAGUUAUAGGCUUAUAUAUUUUUAUUGUCACUAAAUAAAUAUAAACGAUCGAUUCUAUUUUAUUAGACUCCAUUUUAUUAGUCAAGA